AUAAAUUUCAAUUGAAUAAAGUGGGAGAUUGAAAAAAAUAAUAAAUCAGUGGAGCUUCCAUCUUUGCACUCAAUUAAGUGAGAACAUUCUUAGAGUAAAGUACACGUAUACCAUCUGGAUAGUUAGGUCCAGCAAUAGAAUUUAGAAAAAAUAAAAAACAGGAAGUAGUGAAAAUAGUUUUGUUGAAAAGGAAAAGAAACAAAUCUAAACAAAAUGCUUAAAGUCUUCCUUUUGUGUGUGUUGGCUUUUGCUGUGGUAGCAGCUGUGCCUAAACCCGACGAAGUCGUUGGACAUAAUCCUUUGGAACAAGAUUCCUUGCAUGGCGCUCACUUUGCCCAUGGCAAACACAAUGCCCAGUAUGAUCAUGAACAAUUCUUGGGAGAAGAUGAAGCCAAAACAUUCGAUCAAUUGCCACCCGAAGAAAGUAAAAGACGUUUGGGUUUGAUAGUGGAUAAAAUUGAUGAAGAUAAUGAUGGUUUCAUUACCAUAUCGGAAUUAAAAAAGUGGAUUGAAUAUACCCAAAGACGUUACAUUGACGAAGAUGUCGACCGCCAAUGGAGACAACACAAUCCUGAUGGUAAUCUUACCAUUUCCUGGGAAGCAUACAGACGUGAUGUUUAUGGCUUUAUGGACAGUCUUACCAAAGACGAAAAGGAGCAUGAGGAAAAUGGCAUUUCUUAUCAGAACAUGUUGAACCGUGACCGCCGUCGUUGGGGUGUUGCUGAUCAAGACUUGGAUGAUGCUUUGACCAAAGAAGAAUUUACUGCAUUUUUGCAUCCCGUUGACCAUCCCACCAUGCGUGAUGUGGUUUUGUCAGAAACCAUUGAAGAUAUAGACAAGGAUAAGGACGGUAAAAUCUCCAUUGAAGAAUAUAUUGGUGACAUGUAUACCGCCCCUGAAGAAGGUGAGGAAGAACCCGAGUGGAUUAUAAGUGAACGUGAGACUUUUGCCAAAUUCCGUGAUGUCGAUGGUGAUGGUUUCUUGAAUCGCGAAGAAGUUAGAGCCUGGAUUGUACCCAACGACUUUGAUCAUGCCGAAAGUGAAGCCAAACAUUUAGUCUAUGAAGCCGACAACGAUGGCGAUGAACUAUUGACUAAAGCUGAAAUUCUUGAUAAGUAUGAUGUAUUUAUUGGUUCCAAGGCCACAGAUUUCGGUGAGGCUCUAGGACGCCAUGACGAAUUCUAAAUUUCAACUCGCUUACUUCGCUCAAUUAGCUACAGGCUCUGUAGCUGUUGGAUUGAUGAAAAUCUUUCUCGAAUACUCUCUGCUAUUUUUGUGCUUUACUUAAAUUUUAAUAUUAGUUUUAAAAAAACUUAGUUUAAUACUUUCCGGUUUGAUAGAAAGCAAACCGAAUGGAAAAACAUGUAUCAUGUGUCGUCAGUGUAUUUAAAAUUAUAUUCAUUAUAUCUCUUACUUUUUGCAUUCAAUCUAUGUAGAUAUAAAAUACAAACUAUGUAGAUUCAUAUAAAUUUGUAUGAAAAGCCAUUUAGAGAAGAUUGUGUUAAUGAAUAUAUGCAUUCUAUGCCAUGUGUAGAAUACCAAGAA
Lucilia sericata (common green bottle fly) is the source of this 1545-nucleotide messenger RNA. It is a transcript of the gene scf, whose product is annotated as calumenin-B. Bases 214 to 1185 code for a protein of 323 amino acids. The record is from RefSeq and is a predicted model, not a curated record. Gene Ontology annotation, molecular function: calcium ion binding. NCBI's taxonomy places the organism in Eukaryota, Metazoa, Arthropoda, Insecta, Diptera, Calliphoridae. The transcript has a single exon. Gene Ontology annotation, cellular component: endoplasmic reticulum.